AUGAUGGUUGGCUUUGAGGGCCUGAAUACAGGUGUUGCAAGCACCAGUGGCCUAACAUGGGGCCUUCAGAAGUGUCCUGAGCAGGUACAGAGGCAAAAGCCAAAUGGAGACAAGAAGAAGCAGGGACACCAGAGUACCAAGGCACUUUGGAAUGGAUGGUCCACAUGGAAUCCACUAACAAAUAAUAGUUGGAAGGUUCUCUUCUCCAUCCUCAAGGACACUGGCAGCCUGAAGGAGCUGGACCUAAGUGGAAAUCCACUGAGUCUGUCUGCCAUGCAGAGUCUUUGUGAGUCCCUGAGACACCCUCGCUGCCACCUAAAGACCUUGUGGCUGGUCGGCUGUGGCCUCACAUCCAAAUGCUGCCAGGACCUGGCCUCUGUGCUCAGUGGCAACAGCAGCCUGACAGAGCUGGACCUGCAGCAGAAUGACCUGGGCACCAAUGGUGCGCAGUUGCUCUGUCAGGGGCUCAGGCAUCCCGCCUGCCAACUCACACUCCUAUGCCUGGACCACAUUCUUCUGAGUGAGGAGAUGAAGGAGGAGCUAAGGGCCUUGAAAGAAGAGAAACCUCAGCUGCUUGUCUGCAGCAGAUGGAAGCCACGUGUGAUGAUCCCUACUGAGGGCAGGAAUGGAGGAGAGAUGGGUACUAGCACAUCCUCACUCAAGCGGCAGAGACCACAGUCAGAGGAAGGCUCCCCACAAUUACCCCAGAUGGAACCCUUCUUUUUGCCCUCUCCCUCCCCUCUGGGACACCAGCACACGGAGCCUCUGGGGACUGAAGAUGACUUCCAUGGACCAACAGGGCCUGUGCUUACUGAGGUUAUUGACAAAGAGAGAAACUUGUACCGAGUUCGUUUCCCUAUGGCUGGCUCCUACCACUGGCCCAACACAGGUCUUGGCCUUGCAGUGAGAAAGGCAGUAACCAUCGAGAUUAAAUUCUGUGCCUGGGACCAGUUCCUAGACCUGCAGCACACUUGGAUGGUGGCAGGACCUCUCUUUGACAUUAAAGCUGAGCAUGGAGCUGUGGCUGCUGUGUACCUCCCUCACUUUGUGGCUGUCCAAGAGGGGACUGUGGACAUCUCCCUGUUCCAAGUGGCCCACUUUAAAGAGGAGGGUAUGAUCCUGGAGAAGCCAACCAGGGUGGCACAUUACACAGUCCUGGAAAACCCCUCCUUCUCCCCGAUGGGAGUUCUCCUGAAAAUAAUCCCUGCUGUCCGGCGCUUCAUCUGUAUCACCUCCACCACGUUGCUCUACCAUCACAUCCAUGCUGAGGAAGUAACCUUCCACCUCUACCUGAUUCCAAGUGACUGCACCAUUCGGAAGGCCAUAGAUGAUGAAGAAAAGAAGUUCAAGUUUGUGCAGAUACAUAAGCCACCCCCAAUGGACUCCCUUUACAUAGGCACCCGCUACACUGUGUCUGGUUCAAGAAAGCUGGAAAUCAUCCCAAAGGAACUAGAGCUCUGCUAUCGAAGCCCCUGUGAACCCCAGCUCUUCUCUGAGAUCUACGUUGCCAACUUUGGGUCAGGGAUCCAGCUGCAAAUAAGAAACAAGAAAGAUGAAACACUAAUAUGGGAGGCCUUGUUGAAACCAGGAGACCUCAGACCUACAGCUACUCUGGUCCAUCCAGUUUCCCUAGGUUCACCUUCACCUCCGAAUGCCCUGGCCUUACUGCACUUCAUUGACCAGCACCGGGAGCAGCUGGUAGCCCAAGUAACAUCAGUGGACCCUGUGUUGGACAAGCUGCAUGGACAGGUGCUGAGUGAAGAGCAGUAUGAGAGUGUGCGGGCUGAAGCCACAAAGCCAGGCCAGAUGCGGAAGCUGUUUGGCUUCAGUCGAUCCUGGAACCGGGCCUGUAAAGACAAAGUCUACCAAGCCCUAAAGGAGGCCCAUCCUCACUUAGUCAUGGAACUCUGGGAAAAGUGGGGUGGAGGCAUGGGGGGACUGUGA
Messenger RNA from Heterocephalus glaber (naked mole-rat), 1944 nucleotides. The record is from RefSeq and is a predicted model, not a curated record. Lineage: Eukaryota; Metazoa; Chordata; Mammalia; Rodentia; Bathyergidae.